UCUGAGAAACAUUUCAGAUCGCCCAGUAAACUUCGUUCAAGCUGCCUGUUCGUUCACAUCGUUAACUCACCGUUCCAAACACACAACGUUCACAGUCCAAAUGGCCUGCAAAAAGAAGACCAAGUUGUGGGACUCAAUGGCCAAGGAUGAGAUGAAGACCACCACACAGGCGAUGCUCGAGGAGGGCGCCAAGGGGCUAAGGACGAUUUCCACGCAGGAGAAAAAGCUGGUCAACUUUCAGUCAUUCAAUAUGGAUGAUCCCCGCUAUGGAUCUUCCGAUAUCGAUGACAUUAUGGAACCCCCAAUGCUGUCCAGUUACACACGACAAUAUUCCCAGCCGUAUCCGAAUCGUUGUAAGCCACUCGUUCCAAAAACCGAAUCUCCAGAUCCGUUAUUUAAUCGCAAACCUAAAAACGAUUUUGAGUUCACAACGGGCCUGGAUUUUAAGUUCCUCGACGAUCAUAUGCACAAUCUUUCCGAAACUCGCAAGAAAGUCAACUUCUUUAGGCAGUUGAGGAAUCAAUCUUUUCUUCUGUACUAACAUGCAAUGUUCCGAGUUGAAAUGUCAAAUUAAAAACUGCUAAUUAAUGCACUUCAACCCACUCGGUGUAGGACGUAAACAAUUUGUUACAAUUUGACCCCUUCAACGCCGGAGUCACGCAACAUGGCUCUUAUUUUAAAAGCUUUCAAUUGUGCCAUGAUUAUAAAUUACCCCUCAUUAUGUUCCGAGAAAAAUUUGUCAAUUGCAUUUUCCGUUGGCCCCAUCGCUUUCAAUAGAAAUCAAUUAAUUUUGCAUAAAUAAACCGGAUUGUCAGCGUGGUCAGGGGACCAAGCACCAUGUGCUUGAGUAUUAUUAGGUUAAAGCUGGUACACUUUUCUUGGAAAAAAUAGCAAACAAAUUGCAAUUAAUAAUGCAGAAGGCAGCGAGCCAGCCAGCCAGGUCGCUAUAUCGCCCCGGGCACUGGCAUUGCUGCCAAUUUGCAUAAAUGCUAGAAGAACUCUCUCGGUGGCCAGUGUCCAGUGGCCAAUGGGCAAUCGGUCGGCAGGGUGGUGUCAAACUAAUGGCAGACUAUGACAGGGAUCUGAUUUAUUAUGCACGGUAAUUAGUUUGGCCUCCUUAGCGUCCAAAUGGAAGCCAAUAAACCAGGCUGUCAUGCCGCUGCAUUGAUUUUGGCCCGAGGAAAGCGCGCAAAAGCGAUGGAUUUCCUUCGUCUACCGCCGCGAGCAUCGCUUCCAUGGAGUGCGAUGGCAUGGCUAUGGCUAUGGCUACGGUCAAAACAGAACACUCUCCGGCUGGCAGGAGCAUGAAAGUCGGAAUGAAUGUUCCGAGGUGACAGCCCAUCCGGCGGAGGAAGGAGCAGGACUGGCUGGGGCCCGGACAUUGUGACUGCACAGAACAUCACUCGGACACGUUGUCCUUGCGCUGCAGCUCUUCAUCAGGAUCCCAGUGAGGUGGAGCAGUUGAAAGGGGCAUUUGUGAUUUGCUGGGUUCGAACGGAAAGGCAUCAAAAUCUGUCUACAGCUUUAUCAAAUUAUAUUCGAAAUUAUUCUGCAAACUUUAAUUAAAAUUAUUAUGUA
Molecule: messenger RNA, 1578 nt
Organism: Drosophila suzukii
Lineage: Eukaryota; Metazoa; Arthropoda; Insecta; Diptera; Drosophilidae
Source: RefSeq, a predicted model, not a curated record